GUAUACCGAUCAUAUCGAAAGGUGGCAGAGACACCGGUUCAGGCCGGUUCAGUGAUUCGGUCUUGAAAAUCAGUCAGCAUUAAAUUUUUUCUUUUCUAGGUUAGGGUUUUAAAAAAAGUUUUUGGGUUAGGGUUUACUUUAGGGAUUACUGGGAGCAUGGGUUUAGUUCGGGCUUUAUUGUUUAAGUUUCAAUUUAGUUUUCUGCUGAUAUGGAUCCUAGCAGUACAAGGAGCUAGCCAGACCCAGACCCAGACCCCAUCAUUACAGUACGGGGCAAUCGUGAGGGGCAAUAAGAAUGAUCCUUCGUCUAUGUCCAGGUCCCCUUCACCUGCGAACGGCCUCGGACGGAGCUGCAACGUUGUUGACCUAUGUAGGCAAAUAAUUCUGAGCCUGACUGACAUCAAAGGGACUCGAGUUGAGACUGUUGUUAAUGUUACGAUGAGGGAGGGAACUUUGAACGGCAGCGUGGCGGGCUUGGAGGCAUUGGCUGCCGGGGCUACUCAUUGGUUUUAUAACAAAACCCGCUCCACUGGUCAAUUAAACUUCACAAUGGACCCAAUUUCCAAUGCCGUAAAUGCAUCGACAAUGCUAGACUUAGAGGCUGUUUCUCGAGGCAUUGUUCAUGCGAAACCGGACAUGUAUGCACCAACCUCUACUAAUGACUCGGACAUAGCUCCUCGGGUCGCCGGUUAUUUUGUGACAAAAGCUAAUUCGACUUCAAAUGUGGUGGAUUUGAGAUUCUACGCUAUUGAUGAAGUCAGUGUUGAGGAAGAUGAUAUGAAACUAGUCUUGAAAUGUGCUGAAUCUAUUUUACUCGCUGGGAAAGCUUAUUCUUGCACUUCGUUGCAGAAGUGCUGUUGAAGAAGUACUGUAAUAGGGUAUUAAAAAGUAUAUCUUUCAAGUUGAUUGAGUCUUAGUUUGAUUGAAAUGGUAUUAUUGCUAAUGCAGGAAAAUGUAAGUGCAUUGAAGUGCAUUAUUUUGUUCGAAAAGCCAAUUCGAAGUGCUGUUGAUGUAUUGUAAUAGGGUUUUAAAAAGUAAAUCAUUCAAGUUAAUUAAUUCUUAACUUGAUUGGUAUUUACAUUUUUAUUAAUGUAGGAGGACGUUAGUUCAAGUUUAGUAAAGUUCAUUAUCCUCAUUCGAAAAGCUUAUUCUUGCACUUCGUUGAAGAAGUGUUGUUGAAGUAUUGUAAUAGGGUAUUAAAAAGUAAAUUAUUCAAGUUGAUUAAGUUUUAGUUUGAUUGA
This is a messenger RNA of Gossypium arboreum, 1241 nucleotides long. RefSeq lists its product as uncharacterized. The coding region runs from base 157 to 861 and encodes 234 amino acids. The transcript has 6 exons. Lineage: Eukaryota; Viridiplantae; Streptophyta; Magnoliopsida; Malvales; Malvaceae. The record is from RefSeq and is a predicted model, not a curated record.